Molecule: messenger RNA, 1353 nt
Organism: Oldenlandia corymbosa var. corymbosa
Lineage: Eukaryota; Viridiplantae; Streptophyta; Magnoliopsida; Gentianales; Rubiaceae
Source: the annotation of a GenBank genome assembly
AUGAGAGUCAUCAACUUGCAGAUCUCAUCGGAGGCGGAGGCUCUAUCAACGAAGCACCAAUCUUUGUCAUUAUUGGGCUAUCUGAUAGAUGACGAUACUUUAAUGGCGAGUAAAUGUAGAGUUAUCUUCAUAGGAACUGGGCAAUGUAUGCCAGAGUGUUGCACUAUGACAAGAAUUUCUUUGUCAUCCAUUUCCCUCUGCAAGACUGACCUUCUGGUUGUGCUUGAUAAUGGUCCUUAUGCGGUGCAUAACGGUCAUCUCAUCCUCCGACGAUGGACACGAGAUUACUAUGCCUUGGUAGAAGUGCAAAGGAUUCAGGAUGGAUUUCGUAUCACUAUGGCUGAAGAUCAGAGAUUUCAGCCGAUGAACAUUGACCCGCCACCAGAAGUUGAUAAUGAUGGCAAUGACGGGGAUGUCAAUGAUAAUGAUAAUGGAAAUAAAGAUCAUGGAAAUGGUGGUGGAGAUGGAAAUAAUGGUGGCCCUGAUAAUAAUCCUGGAAAUGGGGAGCAAGAAGAUAUGGACCUGGAAGGUGGGACAGAGGAUGAUCAACCUGACGAUCCACUGCCAGGUGGCAUUCAGCCGCCUUUUGAGAAUGGUUUUCAUCAAGCCCCAGAAAAUUCGCCUCCAUCAAGUCGUGAUGAUAGAGGAGUUAGACUAGAAGAGCAGCCAGAGGAGAUGGUAGGAAACAUUGUUCUAUCUCCUAAUCCAAUAGCUGUAGGAUUUGAUGAUAUCCCUGAUUGGUGGAGACCAUGGGGCUUUUUCUGUAAUGCUCAGUCAAACAACUUAGAGAAUGAAGUGAAUCAGGGAUAUAGUCAGGUUAAAGUAAUAGUGAGUGAAACAAUGUUGACAGAAGUGGUUGAUCACCAAGAAGCUGAGUACCAGUUGGAAGAACAAGCAUCUCAGUACUUUAGCAGGAUCCUCAUGCAAGGAGAGAAGAUUAACAAAUUUGAGGAAGACAUCAUCUUGACGUGGCCUCUGAGUAACUCCACUCCAGGAAAUCAAGAUCAAGUUCAAACAGUUCCUAGUGGUUUUUUGAGUGCAGGGUGUAGCAGUGGCAAGCGUACAAGGUGGAUCCCCCAUGCAGGCAGUAAGAAGCUGAAGAAGAUGGGGUGUCAGUUUUCAAGUCAAAAAAGGGAAGGCGAAGAUGUUUCAGCAACAAAUCCAGCAGAAGCAUGGUCAACAAAUGCAUCCAGAAGCCUCAACAGUGAUCAGCUCCAAGGACCCAUAGCACAAGGAGACUCACAGGGUAAAGGGGAUUUCCAAGAAGCGUUGCAGGACAUGUGUAGGUGCAAAGGAGCCAGAGCUGAUGAAUCAAAAGCAAAGGAAGAUGAAGACUGGAAAUGGCACUUUUAA